Messenger RNA from Mercurialis annua (annual mercury), 2155 nucleotides. RefSeq lists its product as uncharacterized. The record is from RefSeq and is a predicted model, not a curated record. NCBI's taxonomy places the organism in Eukaryota, Viridiplantae, Streptophyta, Magnoliopsida, Malpighiales, Euphorbiaceae. The coding region runs from base 212 to 1531 and encodes 439 amino acids. The transcript is spliced from 6 exons.
UUUAAUGAUGCGUGAAGAGAAAAUAGUUGACUUUUGUCUCCUUGUCGUCCCUGGAGAAAAGAAUUGAAAUUGAGGGAUAUGAAGUCAAAAAAACUGAAAUUUGUGGAUUUGCAUCGGAUCUUGCCUUUGGAUGGAUUAACGCCUUGCCGGAAUAGCAAAUUCAGUGGUGGUUGUGCAAAGCCAGAGGAGCUGUAGUUAGUGUUGCGGAAACAUGAGCAGGGACCGGAGCAGCCCUAAUGCCAAAAGCUUGCCGGCGGCAAGAGGUAAGUCCCAAGGUUGGGCUGCGUUUGACCUGAAGCAGCGUCAGAAACAACAGCCUCAGCAGCAAGUUGCUGACAGUCUUCCCAAUGGGAAUAGUAUUAAUAAUGACCCAUUUCCACCCCUACCAACAGCUGCUCUCCGUCGCUGUGCUGUAAAUAAUAAUAGUAAUGCUAGCAGUAAUGCUGAUAACAAUGUUGCUGGUUCGAGUUCUGGUUCGAGAACCUUAUCAUCUGUAUUCCCACCUUCUGUACAGUUUCCACCUAUGUCACAUAAUGAUCUUGUCCUUAAUCAACUUAAACAACUCCACUCCGGGGCCGACGAUACUUUGAUUCAGGACGUCUUGUACUCUGUCGAUAAUGAUACUGAAAAGGCCUCGUCUUUCUUAAAACAGAUACUUUCUGCCCACAACAGUUCCAAUUAUUUAUCAUCCAAUUCCUCUCAUUCUCUAUCCCGUAAAUCAGAAAACAAAAAUGAGGGUGAGAGUGAGACUCCUUCAUUUGAAAACAAUUCAGACAUUGCUGCAGAUAUUGGGGAUCUCAGCUCUACCCUUGAGCAUGCUCUCAAAGACAAUCACAAACAUUUGGAGGAUGUGCAUUCUGAUGCGGCAGCUGCUGCUGCUGCCAACAUGAACUUUAUUCUGGGACACUUGAAAUCCAUUCCUGUUGAGCCCGAGUGGGAAGAACAUGAUCUUUACUUGAUUCACCGUAGAGAUGCCUUCAAGAUGAUGAGAUUAGCAUCUCGACAUUCCAAGGCAGCUACUAAUGCCUUUAUGAUAGGUGACCAUUUUUCUGCCCAACAGGAGUCACUGAAGGCUCGUAAAGAAUGGUUGUGUGCAGAGAGACUCAACACUGAGGCAGCUAAGAAUAUUUUAAGUUUAAGAAACAGUGAAAAUAAUCUUUGGAAAUUAGACCUACACGGUCUUCAUGCAGCAGAGGCAGUUCAAGCCCUGCAAGAACAUCUGAAAAAGAUUGAGACCCAACUUCCAAUGAAGCGGCUAGAAUCUCCAAGUAUGCUUGAGAAAAAAAUUGGGAUUGUAUCUUCAUCAGUUGAGCCCUUCGGUAGCAUGGGUACAGAAAAAUCGGAACUGCAACGUAUGGGAUAUAUGCAGAGGCCAGCAUCAUUACAAGUCAUUACGGGUGUAGGCAAGCACAGUCGGGGUCAAGCUGCACUACCAACAGCUGUGAAAAGUUUUCUCGAUGAGAACAAAUAUCACUUCGAUGAGACAAGGCCAGGUGUUAUUAAUGUCUUCCUCAAAUUUCGUCAUAGGUAAAUGGUCGCUUCACUAGAAUUUUACGAGGAAUUAUGGGACCGAAAGAGAGAAAUUUGUAAUUGGCCUAUAACAUAUCAACAUUGCUUCAGAUGUUGGAAUCAUCCGACUCCAGAGCCCACGGUUAGAAGACUUCAAGCCUACAAAUUUCAUGAAGGCAUCAAGUCCAGAAUGUGUUUUUCAAUAAUUCAAAAUUAUGUUGCAAAACAGCAACAGAAUUUGAAAAUUGUUGGAGAUACAAUCAGCCACAUAGUUUGUUGAGAUUACUCCCAGAUAGUCUCUAACUACCUAGUGGUUGAACGAUGAAAUUACAUAGAAAAUACUGAGAAUUCUCAACGAUUGCUACGAUUUUAAAGACGGUGAAAUUGAUGGAUUAGGAUGGUGCCCCCGUCACUGAACCUAUGAAAUUGUUUUCAGCAGAAGGGGACGAGGAUUCUGGCCCUAGUCAUAUGGCGUAUGUAGCUGCAUGAGUUGUGUUGUUCUUGGAUUAUAUGUAUCAGUUGACUAUGUAAGAUUAGUUAUUAUUUUUUAAACUUGAAUUGUCUUUUAGUGUUUUUAAAUUCAUAUGCAAUUGAAUUGUUGACAUUGUAUUUGUAUUGAGUUUGUUGCAUAUUGUUGUUUGCUUAA